Molecule: messenger RNA, 459 nt
Organism: Magnolia sinica
Lineage: Eukaryota; Viridiplantae; Streptophyta; Magnoliopsida; Magnoliales; Magnoliaceae
Exons: 1
Coding region: 1-459 (152 amino acids)
Source: RefSeq, a predicted model, not a curated record
AUGAAGGCUGACCCAAAUCAUCUAGACAAGUACAAGUAUUAUUGUUUCCAUCGUAAUCACGGCCACAACACGACCGACUGCGUGGAUCUCAAAGAUGAGAUCGAGACCCUCAUCCGUAAGGGUCAUCUACGCCGAUAUACCAAGGAGGAGAGAACAGCUCUGAGAGAAGAGCAAGAGCAGUCGAGCAAUGCUGUAGAAGAGCCAGUUGAGAUCCGUGCCAUCUUUGGUGGCUCAUCUGGUGGAGUGGACUCGAACAGGGCCCGUAAAGCCCAUUCUUGGAAGUCUGGUCUGGAACACUACGUCCACAUGACCGAGAGGUUGAGCAAUGAGCUCCGAGUCAGCCCACAUGAUGACGCCUUGGUGGUGACUAUGACCAUAACUAACCACAGGGUGUACUGCAUCCUGGUCGACACAAAAGCUAAGCUGAUGUUAUCUACUAGGGAGCCUUUAAAAGAAUAA